CCGAGGGAUCCAUUAUAGGAGAGCCGCGAGACUGGUUUAAAGAAAAUAAAAUAUAAAUAAUAUGGUGAAGUUCUCAAAGGAACUUGAAGCACAACUGAUUCCUGAAUGGAAAGAUGCGUUUGUGAACUACUGGCAGCUCAAGAAACAUGUUAAAAAGGUUAAACUCUCCAGAUUAGCUAAUAAUAAUACGAGUCAUAAACACCAAUAUUCCAAAACCACUUCAUCAUCAUCAUCAUCAUGUAAUCCCAUUAAUCAUGAUUAUGGACUCUCCAUAUUUGACCCUGUCCGCUCUUUCUUCCAUCGUUGUAUCCCACUUAAUUAUAAUGCGGCCUCCAACGACCCCCCACCUGCAGCUGAAAUCCUUCAGGUGAAAUUAGAUUCAAUACAUAUGGAGCAAGAAGGCGAAGAUCGUUAUGAUGACGACGGAGAUGAUGAAAGUGAACUUGUUCAUCAUUUGUACUCCGAGGAAGAUGAGGUGAAGUUGUUCUUCGAAAAGUUGGAUGAAGAGCUAGAUAAGGUGAACCAGUUCUACAAAAAUAAAGAGACAGAAUUCCUUGCAAGAGGAGAAAUGCUUAAUAAACAACUCCAGAUUCUAUUGGACCUCCAACAACUAAUUGUUGAUAGACGACGAAGAUUAAACAGCGGUAGGGCGUCACCCGCCUCCUCCGGAUUCCUACGCUCUUAUUCAUCUGGCCGCACAUCCGACUCUGAAACUGGAUCAGAGUUUGGUGAAAGGGGUGGCGGGGAGACGGAUGAUGUGAUAUCCGCUCUAGAAAAGAAUGGAAUCAACCUUGUUGGUGCGGCCACAAGGGGAAAGACGAAAAAGGGAAAGCCUAAAACGGCAAUGAGGAUCGAUAUUCCAGCAACAACGCCUACACGAACCAUAACAGCAGUUACAUCUAUGCUAUGGGAAGAUCUCGUAAACAACCCUGCCGCUGAUAAGCAAAAAGAAGGUGGUGGUGGUGGUGGUGGUGAAUACAUUAACCGCAAGAAGCUCCAGUGUGCUGAAAAAAUGAUCAGAGGAGCUUUCGUUGAGCUUUAUAGAGGCCUUGGCCUGCUAAAAACUUAUAGCUCACUAAAUAUGGUAGCUUUUGUUAAGAUAUUGAAGAAAUUCGACAAGGUAUCCAGUCAACAGUCAUCGACAACGUACCUCAAAGCCGUCAAGAGAUCCCAUUUUAUUAGUUCUGAUAAGGUGGUAAAACUGAUGGAUGAAGUGGAAUCAUCUUUCACUAAGCACUUUGCCAAAGAUGACAGGAAAAAGGCUAUGAAGUUCUUGAGACCCCGGCAACAAAAAGACUCUCACAUGGUCACUUUUUUUGUUGGAUUGUUUACGGGUAGUUUUGUAACUUUGUUUGCUGUUUAUGCAAUAUUGGCACAUAUUAGUGGCAUGUUCUCUCCUGGGACAGAAGCCGAUUACGUUGAAACAGUUUACCCUGUCUUCAGUAUGUUUGCAUUGUUGAGUUUGCACUUGUUUAUGUAUGGGUGCAACCUCUUCUUGUGGAAAGCUACAAGGAUAAACUACAACUUCAUAUUCGAAUUCCAAGCUGCUACGGCGCUCAAGUAUAGAGACGCAUUUCUCAUAUGCACCUGCAUGAUGACCGCUGUGGUCUCUGCCAUGGUACUGCAUCUUAUCUUGGUUUCCCAUGGAUUUUCACCUUCCCAAGUCGACGCUAUUCCAGGCAUUCUCCUUUUGAUUUUCAUUGGAUUGCUUGUAUGUCCCUUAAACAUUUUAUAUCGCCCUACUCGAUAUUGUUUCCUUAGAGUCAUACGCAACAUAGUCUGCUCCCCUUUGUACAAGGUUUUGAUGGUUGAUUUCUUCAUGGCUGAUCAACUAACUAGCCAGAUCCCAUUGUUAAGGCACAUGGAAUCGACAGCGUGUUACUUCCUUGCAGGAAGUUUUAAAACGCAUGAAUAUCAGACUUGCAAGUCAGGGAAGUUAUAUCGAGAGAUUGCUUAUGUAAUUUCCUUUGCACCAUACUAUUGGCGUGCUAUGCAGUGUGCACGAAGAUGGUUCGACGAGUGUGAUGCGAACCAUUUGGCUAAUUUGGGGAAGUAUGUGUCAGCCAUGGUGGCAGCCGGGGCAAGGUUAACAUAUGCUAGACAGGAAACACGUUUGUGGUUGAUCAUUGUAUUGGUGACUUCAUUGGUUGCCACAAUGUACCAGCUAUACUGGGACUUCGUCAAAGAUUGGGGACUUUUUGAUUCUAAAUCGAGAAACCUAUGGCUUAGAGAUGAACUUGUUUUGAAGAAGAAAGGAUUCUAUUACGUAGCUAUUACCUUAAACUUUGUUUUAAGGGUUGCUUGGCUGGAGACCGUACUACAGUUCAAAGUUGGAUUAUUUGAAUCACGACUGCUUGAAUUCUCCCUUGCUUCACUAGAAGUGAUUCGACGUGGCCAUUGGAAUUACUAUAGACUCGAGAAUGAGCACUUGAACAAUGUUGGCAAGUUUAGAGCAGUGAAAACUGUUCCUUUACCAUUUCGCGAGACUGAUUCUGAUGGAUGAACUAAUUAAUGCACGAAUUUUGUGCUAGCUUGUAUAGUUUCUGCACACAAACGUACGUAUAUGCCAUGGAUGCAUAGUUGGGACUACAUAUUAAAACGGAAGCAUUAAAUAUCCAAAUCCAGAUAAAGAGGAGAUGAGGCAAGCCGUAAGGCUGUACGUACGUGGAUAUGAUGAAGUAUCUAUUUGCAAGCAAGUUUUUUUUAAAGCAAUAUUAAGUCACUCAAUGUAUUUACAUCCUAAUUUUUCAGACAUUAAUUAAUUCUCCCAUCUGAAUGAAUAAUUUUUUAGAUUUCAA
Messenger RNA from Erigeron canadensis, 2798 nucleotides. RefSeq names its product phosphate transporter PHO1. The transcript is spliced from 15 exons. The record is from RefSeq and is a predicted model, not a curated record. Gene Ontology annotation, cellular component: cytoplasm; plasma membrane; Golgi apparatus. Gene Ontology annotation, molecular function: inositol hexakisphosphate binding. Bases 62 to 2503 code for a protein of 813 amino acids. Gene Ontology annotation, biological process: phosphate ion transport; cellular response to phosphate starvation. NCBI's taxonomy places the organism in Eukaryota, Viridiplantae, Streptophyta, Magnoliopsida, Asterales, Asteraceae.